GUUUCCCAAUCCUGAAAAACUAAAUGGAAAGAACAAGGAAGCAUCAGCCACUACAAAAAACAAUGGCUUAACACACAGAUCCCAAUGCCAAUUCUUCUUCUUCUUCUAUUUUAAUUUCUCCUUUUUCCACUCCAAAAUUUAAUAUAUCAAUGGGGUGACAAAAUUUCUUGGUAGUUGAAUCCCCAAAUAAAUGCCCAAGAGAGAGAAACCCAUCAUUCUCUUCUCUAUAUAAAUGGAGGGCCCUUCUAUUGGCUGACUUCACAAAAGCCCCUUACAAAUCAAACAAAGAGAACAAAAGGGUUUUUUAGCAAAAGAAACGAAAAAGAGUAAAAUCCAACCAGAGAUCAAGAAGAUGAGUAGAAGCACUAAAGUUGUUACAAAAACCACCAUGGGAGAAGGCAAGAAGAAGGAGAAGAAAGUUUCAUGGAGAUCAAGAUCAUCUCUUGGAGGUUAUAUUAGAGAGCAAAAAGGAAGACUUUACAUUAUUCGAAGUUGCAUCGUAAUGCUUCUUUGUUGGCACGACUGACUUUGAUGUUCGUGUUGAUCAUUUUGCUGAAAAGGGCUUAUACUAAUAGAGAUAUUUUCGACCGCCCUGAUUGAGCUGAGGCUUUUUUCUCUUCAUUUUGCCAUCUUCAAAUGUAAAUAGCAGAGAGAGAGAGAAAAAAUGGUGGUGCUUCUCUUUUUGAUUUCAUAGGGAAGAGUGGUGUUAGAUUCUAGUUUUAGUUCUUAGCUAAUUGAUAAGAAACUUGAAUUUCAUUUCAUUUCAUUUCUUCCCCCUCUUCCUCAAUUUUGUUCCUAUUUUUCUUUUUCUUUUGUUUAAUUA
Benincasa hispida (wax gourd) is the source of this 823-nucleotide messenger RNA. Lineage: Eukaryota; Viridiplantae; Streptophyta; Magnoliopsida; Cucurbitales; Cucurbitaceae. The record is from RefSeq and is a predicted model, not a curated record.